CAGACGACACUCCUAUUGUGGUGUCGCGCUCGCCCGCUUCGCCCGGUUGUCAUACACAAAACCCGUGCAUUGAUCUAUUUAGGAAUGACCCCCCAGCGCCCGCGCUGCAGAAAAGGCGUCCCCUAGCAACGGGCUGUCGGUACCUGUCGUAGUAAUUGAAUGGUGUGUUGUGUUGUAAGCAUGUACUCGAGGAUUUUCUGCAUGUUGCGAUGUUGACUCGUCCGUGCUUUCAGUGAAAGGGAGUCCCAGAAACAGACGUGCAGUUGGUAGUAUAUGUUUCUAUUCCAUAUGUCCACUUUCAGGCUGGGGUGGUGAUUUUGAAAUCAGCCAAAUAUAUAUAUUCUGGAGUAAGAGAGCAAAAAGAAGAUAUUUCCAAUGAGUAUACCCGUGUUCCGACCCUCCAAGGGCGACUCCCUGAUCGUCCGCGACACCAUGGGACACGUCGCCGAGAACAAUGCCCGAUCGGCCCACCAUGCGAUCACCAAACUCGACUUCGCCGGACGUCGACCUCACACCCAGGGAACUGCUCGCUUCGGCCAGCUCAGCCAGAGCUCGUUUUUCGCCCGUCACAACCCACAGUCGAAGAGAGUUAGGCAUAUAAAAGGCUUGCUAGACUUCCCCAUAUGUUCCGUCCACGACGACGGGUAUAUCGCGAAUUCCCGUCUCAAUCGACGACCGGCAACCAUGGACGACAUCAACUUGACGAGGAAGUCGUGGCCGUUGACGAAGGCGCCACCGCAGUCGGCCCCCGUGGCCCGCCUGGCCCCUCUUGGGCGUCUUCCCGUUCACGCGAUCAACUACCACCCAAAUCACAUCAACCCAGCUCUCCAAAACCAUAAGAUCAAUGCCCUUGAAGCGAAUACCAUAUAUGGGCGCUAUCCAAUGUCGUAUCGGGAGAGGGCUGACCCAAAGUUUGGGCUGAGCCUUCUCGAUGUCCCGAUCUGCGCCGUGCACGACGAGGGAUACUUCACCAACCCACGGUUACGUCGUCGACCGGCGACGGCGGAGGCGAGAGGGAUGUAUACCUUCCGCAUCCCCAAGCCAGCCAAGGAGGUGUACAAUCUCAACCCCACCAUCAACGCCUCCCAAUACCCGAUCAACACCCUGACCGGACUCAGCAUGUUCCCGCAGGGGUUCAGGGAGAAGACCCACGCCCCAAUGUUCGGCCUCAUUCCCGUCACCGACAAAUGGAGGGAUGAACUUCGGGAAAUAACGGAGCAGGCUGGCUUCGGUUUGCCGAAGGAGAUCAAGCAGGCCCAAGCCGAACAGCCGAAGCGGACUUCGGUCUAUUCGGCAGACACUGGUCGGCUAAUUCCGCCACCCUCUCGGGCGAUGACUCGAGGCGCCUCAAGACAAAAACAUGAGCAACAUGAUCUCAUGUACCACAUCGCCGCCGAAGGCAGCAAUGAAUCACUGAAAUUACCCAUAAUUGGAGUUCCAAGAGCUAGGAAGGGCCAUCAGGUCCUUGAAAUGCUUUGCCAAAUCCUCCAGACAGACUCCCUCAACGCAGUGCAAUCAUGGCUCGUAUCGGCUGGAGAAAGAGAAAAGGCACUGGUUCUCGACAUGAUUAAAUCAGCAUUUAGUAACGAGGCAGAUUACUUCCAACGAACUGUCGCUGAAGCUUAUAACGACGCUCCUGCACCGCCACCACCGCGCCCAUCAACCAACCUACCGGCAAACAUGAACGUCACAAACGGUUACGGCGACGUCGAUAUUCCUUCGCCGCCGCCGUUCGCCGGGAGAGACAUUCGUUACCAGGCUGUGGCAGAGGCAGCUGCUGGCCUCAAGACGCCAAAGAAGGUCGAAAAUAACCAAGAAAAGACGAUAUUUGACGCAGAAGGAAGUUUACCAAAGUUGGAUUUAAAGAAGAAAAAUGAUUCAAAUGAUCACCCAGCCUUACGACAGAGAAGUCACAAACCAGAUGUCUUCAAAAUCGAGCACAAUUCACCCCGUCCUGCAACUAAAAAUGGGAAGCACCCAGCCAAGCUGCCGCCCCUUUCUCCCAAACAUGAGAAUGGACAAGAAGAACAGAAUUGUGACUCUUGGAAACCAGAUGAUGCCGUCGUUUGAAGGUCAUUACCAAUGUCAAGAAACUAUUUUCUGAGAGUCACUUUCAUAAGUCACAAGACAACGUCAACUUCCACCGAUAGCCUGCAGACAGAAGACAUUGUUUUGUCCACGGGCUGAUAUCUUCAACAAAGUUUGGAGAUUACGAGAGUUUAUUCUCACCCAUGAGACCUGACAUAACAGUUUUUAAAUUGUAUAAAACAUUGAGAGUCUAAAUUAUGAGAUAUGAUAUAAAGUUAUACAUAGGAACAUAUAUUUGGCAUAGAGAUACUGCAUUGAAGUGCUUUUUUAAGAUUUCUUUUAGUAUGCAUUUAAACAGAAUCAAAGUAAAUGUAUAUUUGAGUAAUAGUAACAUGUACUCCAUACCUCUAGUUCAAAGUAUCAUUGCUGUUGUGGUAGAGAGCUGUUCCGGAACAAAAUAUAGGCCUAGUACCUCGCUUUUGUACAUUACAUAAUACUUUCUUGACAUAUACACGUUUCAUACAAUUGUGAUGUGUUUUUGCUGAGGUCAAGCCACUUUUCAUGGUAGAAUCAUAAUAGCUCUAUGGUAAAAUGUUAUCAUCUGUUAUUUGUAGGUAAUGCCUCCAGACACUACUGUGCGUGUCAGUGUCACAGGUCAAAAAAAGGGUACAAAUGUUUUUUGUGUUGAUUUAAUCGCAACAGCAUGAUUCACAAAAGAAUACAUUAUAACAGAUGUACAUGUACACUGUACUAUCUUUAGAAGUAGAAGUUUAAAAAAAAGUCUUAGACAAUUAACAUUAAAUCUUCUUUCUUCUUCAUAUAUUUGAAAAAUAUAUUAAUCUGAAAACAGAUUAUUCAAAUUGUAAGUCAGAAAGGAGAAAUUAAAAAAAAUCUAUGAAAAAUUACCUUUUAUAGUAAUGCUAUGAGGCUGAAAUGUGUUUAAAGCAUUUGGUUAACUUGACUCAAUUUCCAUCUGAAUUAAGAAAGGUCACGUAAGGUUGACACAUAUAUAUAUAUAUAUGGAUGGAUGGAUCAUACCACAGAUUUGACAUGAAACCGGAUUACAUAUACUGGGAUAUUUCAUAUUGUUACAAACGGGUCCUGUCCUAUAAAUGAAUGAUCCAAUCAAGCUCAGCUAUGGAAAGCCAGCAAUGUCAUAAUUCUUCGCACUAAAGCUUUAUACAAUGGCCCUCUUUUGAAAACAAAGGGGAGCACACUGAUUUAACAAGACAAAGAUUCAGGCAAACCUUGUGUCUUAAGACACCAUGAUGUUGUAAAUGCAUUCUAGAUGUUUGGGUUGUUGGCUUUCCAUAGUUGUGAUUGAUCGGAUCAAUUGUAACUCUUCGCAGGACAGGGCCAUGGUGUAUUUUUUUUAACUAAUCAAGUAAUACAUGUAUGUUUCUUUGAUGCAAUAUAUAGUGUCGAUUUAGUUAGAUCAAGAUCAUGCAACUCUAUUUCAUGUUUAAACAAAUUGUCUCGGUGUCAAAAUAAUGUUUGGUUUGUAUAAGUUUU
Lytechinus variegatus (green sea urchin) is the source of this 3540-nucleotide messenger RNA. RefSeq lists its product as uncharacterized. The transcript is spliced from 10 exons. The coding region runs from base 376 to 2070 and encodes 564 amino acids. The record is from RefSeq and is a predicted model, not a curated record. Lineage: Eukaryota; Metazoa; Echinodermata; Echinoidea; Temnopleuroida; Toxopneustidae.